CGAGAAGAGGAGACUGUCGGCAAAUAAUGAUUAUCUGAUCAACCUCUUCCCCCAAUUUUCUCCCGGGUGUUUUUCCGCCAACACAACUCACAUUUCAACACCUCUUAAACCCUAAUUUUCUCUCGCCUUUUCUCACAUAGUUUGAUCUCCUAUGCCAAGUUGCCAUUGAUCAAACAAAGAUUAAUAAAAAAGCAAUCUUUAGGCCCAACGCCCUCGAAAACUCGAAAAAGGUCUUCUGUAGGUUUGAUGGAAGGAUUGAUCGGUCCGAGGCUGUAUAGUUGCAGCAAUUGUCGAAACAAUGUUGCACUUCAUGAUGAUAUAGUUUCUAAAGCUUUUCAGGGAAGAAACAGUAGAGCUUUUCUCUUCUCCCAUGCCAUGAACGUUGAUGUGGGGCCAAAAGAAGACAGACAUCUCAUGACGGGUCUCCACACAGUUGCGGAUGUCUCCUGUUCUGAUUGUCGUGAAGUUCUUGGUUGGAAAUAUGAACGAGCUUAUGAAGAAUCGCAGAAGUACAAGGAAGGCAAAUACAUACUUGAAAAGUCUAAAAUCGUCAAGGAUAAUUGGUAGUUGUUGUCAAAUUACCGAUGUAUACUGUCCUGAACUCCUGAUGAUAAUUGAGCUAUCAGUUGGAAGAUUAACUGAUGAAGAAUUGCAGAAAUACAGGAAAGACAAAUGCAUAUAAGGGAAAGUUUAAAAUCUGUUGAUUGUUGUGAAGACAUUGGUAAAAAUGUUUGUAAAUACUUCUCAGUUUUCAAGUUGUCUUAUCCGAUUGAUUCGAAAUAUUUCAGUGUUGAUCUAUCAAAGGGGAUAAUGUAAUUUUCAGAAAACGCCUCCCUUUGUGCUUGUGGCCUCUACUUAUAACAUGAUAUUACUUCAAUCUGUUUUUGGUUGUUGGUGCAUAACCAGUUUCUUUAUGGAUUUCUCAGA
Molecule: messenger RNA, 927 nt
Organism: Spinacia oleracea (spinach)
Lineage: Eukaryota; Viridiplantae; Streptophyta; Magnoliopsida; Caryophyllales; Amaranthaceae
Product: protein yippee-like At4g27745
Exons: 4
Coding region: 247-567 (106 amino acids)
Source: RefSeq, a predicted model, not a curated record